Molecule: messenger RNA, 279 nt
Organism: Mucor velutinosus
Lineage: Eukaryota; Fungi; Mucoromycota; Mucoromycetes; Mucorales; Mucoraceae
Product: Malic enzyme
Exons: 3
Coding region: 1-279 (92 amino acids)
Biological process (GO): GPI anchor biosynthetic process
Cellular component (GO): dolichol-phosphate-mannose synthase complex; endoplasmic reticulum membrane
Source: RefSeq, a predicted model, not a curated record
AUGACCAGAGCCACUGAAGCAUACACCUUUGCCGCCAUUGCUAUUGUAUCUUACAUCAUCCUCUUUUUGGGAUUCAUUCCUCUGCCAGAAACUGUUCAAGACAAGAUUAUUCCUGUUCUUCCUUGGUGGGCCUUGAUUACAUUUGGCUGCUAUUGUCUUGGCAACAUUGGCAAUGCCAUGUACACUUUCCGCGAUUGCCCUGAAGCCUAUCAUGAAUUGAUGGGAGAAAUCGCACAAGCGAAAAGCGAUUUGAGAUCAAAGGGAUUGCAACUCAAUUAA